AUGGAGACGCGUCUUCGUGCCCUUGUAAAAAUAAUAAAAGGUCUCAGAGAAAACCUUACAGACAAACUAGCCAUCAGGAGACACAUCGAUUCUACGAUUGAAGAGAUGAGAAAAGCUAUAUGGGCGACAUUCUUUCAUAAAAUUUCAACGGACGAGAAACCGCAGCAUCAUUAUUGCUCACCCGGAGAAGAAUCAGGGUGCUCGUGGCAGCGAGCGUGUGCUAUCAACAACUUGAAUGAAUACAGACAUAAGCCUGCUCUUUCUAAAAUUUUUAAUCUGGCAAUAAAGGAACUACCAGAAGUCUCAGCUGAUGCUAAAAGGGCAUUAUGUGGAGAAAUAGUAAGCUCAGCUGUACCUCUAUGCAUAGAAAUUUCUCUAAAAACAGUAGAGGGUGACAAGAUGGUUUUAGAAACUUGGAGCCUCAGCGUUUUGCCAGAGCAAAGCGAUCCGGCUGUACGAGUAACAUAUACUGUGUAUAACAGAAUGGGGAUUUUAUUGAAGUCCUUGCUUUCCGUAUCAAGAGUUACGCCUGCUUACAAAUUGAGCAGACGUCAAGGACCUGACUCUUAUACCAUGUGCUAUCGAAUAUACAUGGGAGAGCCUCAGCUAUAUAAUUUAGGUGAUAACUAUAAACAUGUAAGAGUAGGUCAAUUGUGUACUCCAGUAGGCACUAUACAUCUAUCAGUCUCUUAUAGAACAAAAAUGACUAUAUCGCCCACUCAUAAAGGACGAGAUUCUAUCAUGCUUAAAAGCGAUCAUUUUCAUUCGGAUUUAAGUCCCCGUCAUGCACGAUAUCAACAAAGCGAAGAAACGUCAAAAUCACUUAGUGACACCAUUAAAGUUGGUGCAUUUGUAAUAAACAAGCCUGUUAUUGUCAAUGAGGAAGAUCUCGUGAUACCAGAUGUACCAUUCAGUUCGCUAUUAACACCCAAACAAACGUCGCCUCCUCCAAUAUCACUAGUAAAACCUAGUACAAAGACUACAAUGGCAGCUAUUACAACUGAUAGCAACAAUGGAAAUAACGAGAGACUUAAUAAUGAUAAUACAACUUCGAAAUGCACAUCCCAAAACGGAUCUAGAAGGAGUAGUUGUUCAAUGACUAGCGCCAACGAUGAUUUUAUUAUGGUAGAUUUGAAAACUCCCUUCGCUGUCACGAAUACCAAUAGUGAUGUAGGAGCGUUUUAUCGAGAGUGUCAAAGCGCUCCGCAAUUGCAAGCCUUUAUGGAAGAAAGGACGCUUGCGGAACAAUUGGGAGAUCUCACUAAACAAUUGGAAACAUUUGAGACAAACAUGCAACACUACGAGGACAUUUUGUCAUCUUUGUAUCACACAGAAAAUAAUAAUUAAAAUUGAAGAGUCUGCUGACAAGUAACCAAUUUAAGCAGAUUCGAUUGUACACAGCUUUUGUGUACAAAUCAAUCAUUACAGUGGAUGUACAUUAAAUGAACAACAUAUUUCGUUUUCUAUGCUGAUUCAUUUUCUAUUCUUCUCAUGUUUGUAAUAAAUAUUUCGAUAAAUUUGGUAUUUUCUGCACGUGCAACGAAACUAUGAUAAAGAUGCCCGACGAUUACUGCAUCGACGGUUUUUUAUUAUAAUCACUGAUUUAACCCUUCGUAGUUAUUGGGACCCCAAAAAGGUGUGAGGCUUUCUAAGGUUAUUUUUUAAAACAGAACUUAAACUACCAUUUAUCUGAAGUUUAAAAUUUUCGCUCUUUU
This is a messenger RNA of Mycetomoellerius zeteki, 1715 nucleotides long. It is a transcript of the gene Atg13, whose product is annotated as Autophagy-related 13. Lineage: Eukaryota; Metazoa; Arthropoda; Insecta; Hymenoptera; Formicidae. Gene Ontology annotation, cellular component: cytosol; Atg1/ULK1 kinase complex; phagophore assembly site. The transcript has 5 exons. Gene Ontology annotation, biological process: autophagosome assembly; protein localization to phagophore assembly site; mitophagy. The record is from RefSeq and is a predicted model, not a curated record. The coding region runs from base 1 to 1347 and encodes 448 amino acids.